Molecule: messenger RNA, 1599 nt
Organism: Aegilops tauschii subsp. strangulata
Lineage: Eukaryota; Viridiplantae; Streptophyta; Magnoliopsida; Poales; Poaceae
Source: RefSeq, a predicted model, not a curated record
GUGCUCAACUACUUGCUGCCACUAGUAGAGAUGGCAACAACAAUAUAUACCCACUAGCAUUUGGUAUUGUUGGGCAAGAGGACACACCUAACUGGUGUUGGUUUCUACACCAACUUAAAAUCUGCCUAGGAGGAGAAGUGGGAAGGUUUGGUCCAUAUACAAUAAUGUCAGAUAGACAAAAGGUAUGUGCUUGCAUCUUAUGUCAUUGUUCCUAUAUGGUUGUUUUGUGCUAGAUAGUAGCUUAGCUAGUUUAAUUGUGUGUCCCAGGGCCUACUAAAUGCAGUGAAUGCUGUCUUUCCUAAGUGCAACCAAAGGUUCUGCCUUAGGCAUAUCUAUGCAAACUUCCAAAAUGCUGGGUUUAGGGGGGAAGAUCUGAAAAAGUGUAUGGAUAAUGCUGCCUAUGCAUAUAGUGAACACAAAUUUAACAUUGCAAUGAAUGACCUUAGAGCUGAGUGUGAGCAAGCUUGGGAGUGGCUUUGUCAAAUACCCAAGAAAACAUGGGCAAGGCAUGCAUUUGACACAAACUGCAAGACUGACCUUGUAGUUAACAAUUUAUCUGAGGUGUUCAACAAGUAUGUCCUAGAUGUUAGGAAGAAACCAAUUAGGACAAUGUGUGAUGGAAUAAAGGAUAAGCAGAUGGUGAGGUGGCAUAGGAAUAGGGAGAGUGGAAAGAAAGCUAGAUGGGACAUAACACCCCAUUAUAGUGAGAAGCUAGAGGUUGAGAAGGAGAGGGCCAAAUAUUGCAAACCAAUUCAAGCUGUUGUGGACUUGUGGCAAGUUACAAGUGGGCAGCAAACCCAUGCUGUUAACUUGCAAAUGCACACAUGUGGGUGCAGAAAAUGGGACCUAAGUGGCAUCCCAUGUAACCAUGCCAUCUCAGCAAUAAACAAGGCCAAAAGAAAACCAGAGGAUUAUGUCAGCAAGUUCUUCAAGAAAGAAAUUUAUCUGGCAGCUUAUGAACCAAUGAUCUAUCCAGUUCCUGGUGAGCAUGACUGGACAAGGACCCCUGGUCCAGACAUUGACCCACCUGCAUUUAAAGUGAAGAGAGGAAGAAAGAAAGAGAAGAGGAUCAAGGGGAAAUUUGAAGUCCCAAAGCCUAAGGAGACAUCAAGAAUGGGGACUAUAACAUGUGGCAAUUGUGGACUGCAAGGACAUAGGUACACAAGCUGCAACAAGCAGUUGAAGCCUGAGCUGGCUUUGAGGAAGAACAAACAUGUGCCUCUUGCAAGGAAUUCCAAUGCUGGUGCUGCUGCUACUACACAAGCAUCAACAACUUCUCAUCCAACUCCUACAACAACACCAACAGCUGGAACAGGAGCUGGGAGAGGAGCUAGGAGAGGAGCUGGGAGAGGAGCUGGGAGAGGGGCUGCAGCUGCAGCUGCUGGGACUGGUGCUGCUAGAGGUGCUGGUAGAGGUGCUGGUAGAGGUGCUGCACCAGGUGCUGGGAGAGGUGCUGGGAGAGGGAGAGGUACAUUCUCUGCCCCAAGGCAAUCUGGUCCCUCCACAUCUACUGCUCCCUCUACAUCUACUGCUACUCCACCUUCUGGUGGUAGAAACAGAGGAUGGAGAGCCUACUUCUAUGCAAGUGGUAACCACUAA